GGUCAAGUCAGUGCAGUGGGAGAGAAAGAAAAUAAUAUUCAGUAAAAAGUGAGUGAAGCUGGCUCUGGAUCGGGAUCAGCAUCUCGGCGAUCACGGAGUAGGUUCGCGUGGAGGGGUUGCAUGCAAGUGGAUGAGGCGUGCGACGUCGGUGCCGCAAUGGGCUAGAUAAUGGCAAAGCGAUCUGCAAAUUCUUUGCUUGAGACAGAACUGCCGGCAUCGCGCUGUGGCGAACUGGAGCGAGAGGAAAAUGUUGCCGAUGCCACAAUCGCCUUCCGCCGCUGAGAUAUUCCUGGAGGAGGAGGAAGACGCAGUGUUCGGCGUCAAAUUGCGGCGAGUCACGUACAACUCGGGCCUAACCGACUCAUUUCUGCAAUGGCAAACGGAGAAAGUGAGAACGCUGCGAGCGGCCACACAGGAGCGGCUCAUCAAGGAACUCCUGCCAGAGCAUGGGCAGAUCGACGCGACGUUCCUGAUCACCUUCUUGGGUACUUACCGCACGUUCAUGUCGACCGAAGAUCUGCUGGCCAUGAUUCGCGAGCGGGUGUCCACGCACUGCCAGUUUCACUCGCUGACGACGAUCAGCCGAUCCAACUCUGAGUCGUCGGUGGGAUCGGCGUCCACGGAGCGCUCUCAGUCCGGCAUCAGCAUCUCGUCCGGAGAUGAGGAGCUGAUGGUGACAGGCGAGGGUCUGACUAGAAUUGAGUCGUCGGAUGCACGACAGGGCGCCGCCUCACCGCCAUUGUCCUCAUCACCGCCCAUGGCGUACGACGACGAAGACAUGCUGGGAACGGAGGAGCUGGCGCGGUCCGUCAUCGGCCGCAGCCUGAGCAUGAGCACGUUCUCGGCGGGUGGAAUGUCGCCGAGCCUAAGGGGUAGCCGCGCGCUAGUCUCGCAGCGGAUUCGUAUGUUCUCGCUGAUGACGGCCGACCGUGAUGACAGCCACCGUGCCCGACCCGGCCUGAUACGCGCUCGUGCGGCCACGGUGCAUGCACACCGUCGAGGCGGAGAGCUAUCACCGGAUAUCUGCAGCUCCGUCGACAGUCCAUCCCAGUCUCCGCAGCCCCCGUACCGCACCAUCGUUACAGAUAGCAAACAGCACGUUCGCACCGGUUCCGACGGUACGCAGCGUGACAGCGGCAACGGAACCGAAUCGCAGGAGGAGAGUGCACCCGGAGAACAGGAUACGCCGGAGAGAAACCCUUCGGCUGUCCGCCGGAAGCUGCCGUUCACGCGCGGCGAAGCAACAGUCAACGAACGUGUAUCGCCGGACGAGGCAAGAGAUUUCCUCGGCAGUGGCUUCCACACACCUAGACCGGGCUCGUCGCAGGAGUUGGCGUCGGCGUCGAAAGGCACGCAAGAUGGCAUGCCUCCGCGCUCGCUCUCCUUUUCUCCAUCCUCAAGCUCGAAGGCAAGAUCGAGAGCACAGCAGUCGGCAUGGCAGGGCCACUCCAAGCCCAUACUGCGACCGACAAUGGAAGAAAGCACAAGCGAGACUACACCCCCAUCACCGUAUGCCGCAAGUCCAGAGGACAAUGAUGAAUGCAGUGGCGGUGAAGAGGAAGAGGAAUUCGACGACGAAGGCCUGGAGGUGACCAUGAUCGACGAUCUGCCACCGGCGUCGGCGAUGCCUGCUACAGCCGGUGGUGAGGAUGGCGAGGCAAUGGCAUCCAGUGCGACUCCUCGCUCCGUCACUAGCAAUCAUCUUGACGACCUGAGACUGGACCCGCUCGACGAUGACCCAGCGCUGAGGAGUGACGCAAGUACUGCCGAACCGAGCGAGGACAAGCCCGGGAAAGAGGACACUGCCUCGGACAUUCUGAGGCCGCUCUCGCAACAUGGCCCGGACCCAAAGGACAUCUUCAAGUCUGUGCUGUCCGUACUUCGCGUCUGGCUGGACCAGUAUCCGGAAGACUUCAAGCUGCCGCAGCUGCAGAUGCGGCUGUUCGGCCUGCUUGAGGAGUGUCGCAUUGCACCCGGCCCGGAGUUCGAUGAUGUGUACAGCUUAGCGGAGGUGCUGAGCUCGGAGUCCAGUCCGGUUCCAGGUUCCACGUUCAGUUCACCCUGUACGCCUACGGCAUCGGCUGUUAACACGUUGGCUAUGAAGAAAUCCAGCACUCUCGUCAGUCUGCAUCAGCGGCACAGGAGUACUAUGGCGAGUAAGCAGCCUGCACAGCCUUUCUCCUAUUCACAACAUCACUAUUAGACUGCUCCAGAAGCUUCACUGCUACAUAGUGGGAUAGUACCUCACUGCUACAUAGUGGGAUAGUACCUUACUGCUACAUAGUGGGAUACUGUAAAGCGAUAAACUUUCGCGGCGUGCAAAAUGCAUGCGACAAAUGUUUCAUUAAAAAAAUUGAUCAUGCUUACAUCAUCGUGUAGUGUUUCUGGAAGAAUCUGAGGGUUUCGCGAGUUCCAGUGGAACCCACUGGAUCCGCUCCUGAUGGCAGAACCACUGUAUUUCGAAAAGAUUUCCCUACCUACCCAAUUCAUGGAAGCUGAUACCGGCUGAUCUAUGGUUGAAACAAGAGUACACAAGCCCCCAGAGUGUGCAACGCCUGAUCCAGCUCUGCAUAGGGUCUUGGUUGAGCGUAGUCGGAUCUUUGCGUCAUAAUACCGCACACAUCUGAGGGGAAUCCGGGGAGUAGCGGGGACUCUCGUGUCAAAAAUACAGGUGCCUUGCCACGAGACCGGCCUUGC
Molecule: messenger RNA, 2697 nt
Organism: Sycon ciliatum
Lineage: Eukaryota; Metazoa; Porifera; Calcarea; Leucosolenida; Sycettidae
Exons: 5
Coding region: 248-2203 (651 amino acids)
Source: RefSeq, a predicted model, not a curated record